AUGGGUUCGAAAGUUUCUCGCUCGGAAAAUCGAGCGCACGACGCCGGAGAUGCAUCGAAAGAGGCUCCGCCCUUUGCUUCCGAAUCCGCCAUCUCGAUUUGUGUCGUCGACAAUCGGGCGGUAUCGAUCGACGAGAAGAAGAAGGAGAAGGAAGAUGACGUGGCAUUGAAAGAGGCCCGUGCGGAUCGGGAGAUGAUCCGUCGGGGACUGCUCCCAGCCACGGGAAUGCCGUUCAUCUGGUCGACGGAUCUGCCGGAUUCGGACGAGGAGAACGAGAUGACGACCGUAUCUUCCGAGUACGAAGUGGUCGAAGUUGAAUGUAUCGUAAGUGCCACGUCUUCUGAUUCCGACGACGGAGAGGAACGGAGCACGUGCGGAAGUGACGUGGAAGAGCCGAUGAAGCACGCGGAGGAGCUCGACCACAAGAUGGAAGCGCUCGCGCGACAAGGAAUGGACUGGUUGGCGCCGCGCAUCGAGGAUAUCAUGAAGGUGACGGAUCCGGAAGUGGCCGCCGUGCUCCGCGAGACCGCCCCCAAGCCGCACGAGUUCUUCGCGCUCGAAUUCGGAGAAAUCGACGACGGACUGGAAAUAACGACGGCGAGAAAUGAGGGAAUGGAGGAGCUGAUGAAUCAGAUGAAAAAGAGUUCGGAUCUGGAGGCGACCGAGGACUGGGAGACCGAGAAGCUGAGAAUUCAAAAGGUGGUCGAGGAGAGCAAGCACGAUCUCGACACGCCCUACAUUCCGACGAUGGACGACUUCGAGAGGGACAGUGAGUUGAGGCCUCUUCUUUGAGAAAACCUGCGAUUUUUGCAACAUUUUGGUAAAAAACGUCCAAAAAAUUAAAUGUUUUCCAAAAUCUUGCAAAGAAUCGCAUUUUGUCGAAGAAAACGUGCCAAUUUUUCAAAAUGUUACUCAUUUGUUGUAGAGAACACGCACGGCCAACAACAACUCGGACUCUACCAAAUUCUGCGUCGAUUCCAGCUGAGAGACGGAACUGUGCGGCUCGUUUGCCGGGUACCGCAACAUUUUCUUCUUUUUCUCCUCAUCUCAACUUUCAGGGACCACCGCCGCACCGCACCGAAGAUUUCUGGACCGAGGCGCACUGUCAAGAGGUCAGUCUGGUCGUAAUGUGGGGAAAGUUUGAGGAGCGGCCGCCGGGCGCCGAUCGGACGUUCCGCAACUGCGCCCGCUACAUUCCCGCCGACGAUCAGGACGAAUUCGCGUGCGGUGACGUCAUCAUAGUCCGGAUGACGGAGACGGAGCAGGCGAACGAGCACUGUCGCAUUCAGCGCAUUGCAAUGCGCCACAAGGACAUGUGAGUUCUAUUUGCAUCGCGGCAUUUCGAAAAGUGAAUGUGAAAAUGACGAAAUUUCAGCGACCGUGGCUGGUACACAGUUUGGCACUGCGAGCGCCGAAUGCGAUGGGACCAAGCGGCGGAUUAUAGCCGCGAAAACGCGGAAUUCGAGGAGCUUAAACUGAAGCUGCUCUCCGAAAUGGUAAAUUUCGUGUCGUGCCCUCCCCGAGAGAACCUUUUUUCUUUCAGCACUCGAACGUUUAUCUGGAGCACACCGAAAUGGAGCAGAGUGCUCUCAAAAACCCGGCGCUCCAAAAGUGGGGGAGCAUUCCCGCAAAGUUUGCGCCGCCCAAUCGGAAUGCGUAA
Caenorhabditis sp. 36 PRJEB53466 is the source of this 1660-nucleotide messenger RNA. The record is from the annotation of a GenBank genome assembly. Lineage: Eukaryota; Metazoa; Nematoda; Chromadorea; Rhabditida; Rhabditidae.